Dacryopinax primogenitus is the source of this 1239-nucleotide messenger RNA. Its product is annotated as NADP-binding protein. Gene Ontology annotation, molecular function: 3-beta-hydroxysteroid 3-dehydrogenase (NADP+) activity. NCBI's taxonomy places the organism in Eukaryota, Fungi, Basidiomycota, Dacrymycetes, Dacrymycetales, Dacrymycetaceae. The record is from RefSeq and is a predicted model, not a curated record. Gene Ontology annotation, cellular component: endoplasmic reticulum membrane; lipid droplet; mitochondrial outer membrane. The transcript is spliced from 5 exons. The annotation marks the transcript as partial.
CCAUGGCUGAAGAACGUAGAUUAGUAGUUAUUGUUACUGGGGCAAAUAGCGGCGUCGGCCAGGGUAUCUGCGAGCGUUUGGUCCUCCAAAUGGCAGGCGCCCUCCCACCUCUUGAUACCCCUAUAUCUCAGGAAGAUGUAUCUUCUGCGACUUCGAUUACCCUAAUUAUGGCUUGCAGAAACAAGAAGCGUGCAGCGGCAGCUAGAACAAAGGUCCUUGACAGACUUGAACAAUCCGGGGAUCAGGAAAGACUGCGGGAGAGGCUUAGAAUCGAGCCGGAGGAUCUGGACCUCGGUAGUUUACACAGCGUGUACCGUUUUUGUAUGAAUAUGCAACACAAAUACGGUUACAUAACCCAUCUAUUCCUCAACGCGGGCACAGGGAAUUUCACCGGAGUUAACUGGCCUCUCGCGGCUUGGCAAAUCGUCACCGAAGGCACGCAUGCACUCAUCUACCCGCGAUACAAGGUUCAGGGUUUAGGAGCGAUGACGGAGGACGGGUAUGGGCUGGUCUGGCAGACGUGUGUGUUUGGGCAUUUCAUGAUGGUUCGGCUCCUGGCGCCGUUGCUGGUCAAGAGCCCGUUUAGUGACGCGAGGGUGAUCUGGACCACCUCCGUAGAAGCCGAUAUCGCUGCAUUUGAGACAGACGACUGGCAGCUGUUCAAAGACUCCGCUCCAUAUGAUGCCGCCAAGUAUCAGCAGGAGCUUCUCUCCUUCUCCCUCGAUCAGGAGUUUGCCCAGCAAGCGGAGACGAGGCAUGUGAGGAGUUUUGCAAUCGAACCUGGCGUGUGUGCCACUUCGAUCUAUACUGAGACCCUCGGAUGGUUCCUUGACAAAGCGAUGAUAUUAUGCCUCCACCUUUGCCGCUUGGCCGGCUCACCAACACAUGUCGUCGACCCGUUCAAAGGCGCGGUCGGUGCAAUCUACGUUGCCCUUGUUGCGCUUUCUUUACUCCCCUCCGUGGGCGAGCCGACUCGAUACGGUGCACGGUGUCACUGGCUCGGGCAGGAAUACCCCGAGAAGGUCCUGAUAGAUUCCAAGCACUGGGAUAUGAAGAAGGCGGCCGAUCUGAAGGACAACUGCAACAGAUUGUGCGAUUCGUUGGUGCAGAAAUUCAAGGAAGAAGACGCGUCAGAGAUGAAUGGUGUCGCUAACGAGAAAGAGAAUUGAUGGUCAAUUUUGUCUUGCUUCCAUUGGGUGGAUUUACGUUUAUCAUUGAUGCAUAUACCGUUGUCAACUU